Messenger RNA from Hydra vulgaris (swiftwater hydra), 4148 nucleotides. The record is from RefSeq and is a predicted model, not a curated record. Lineage: Eukaryota; Metazoa; Cnidaria; Hydrozoa; Anthoathecata; Hydridae.
GUUUAUACGUAGAUUUUCAGAUUUUAGCAUUAAAUUACACAAUAAAAAUGAGUAUAUAAAAUGAAAUGAUGGUUGUGGUUUACCAUGGCACCACUCACUUUUUAAUCUGGCUUUGUUAUGCUUUUUUAACUUAUGAUGCCAUAGCAUCUUUAGAAGUUAAAGAUAAUGUAUCCCUUCCAUUGCUUAUUAAUGCAAGUAGCAGUCAUUCAAUUUUUGUUGAAGAAGCCUCCAAAUUGCAAUGCAUAAUAAGUUUUGCUUCUGUAAUCAAGUGGGAGACACUCAAUAAUGAAAUCACUGAAAACAUAACUAAAACAGAUCUUGAAAGCAAUUUUUCCAUAAGUAAUUUAGUAGUAUAUCCUUUAAAAAAUACAGAUUACUUCUGCGUUGGCAUGAAUGAAUAUGGAAAUGUUUCUUACAAAAUCUCAGUCACAGUUAUAGAUCGUUCUACUCCUGUGCAACUUACAAUAAAACAUAAAUCUUCUGAUAGCAUUACAAUAGGUUGGAAAAAUGACCAGUCACAUGUUACUAAAUUUUAUUCGAUAUCUUACAAGCUAUUAAAUAGUUUAAAUUUUACAUAUGUUAAUGCUUCUUUUGAGAGUACAAACUACACAAUAAGCAACUUAGUUCCAUAUUCCAAUUAUACUGUUAAUGUAAACCAAGUGUUUGAAGGAGGUGUUAAUGGUCAAGUAAGCAGUAUUACAGUUGAAACAGAUCAGUCAGCUCCAGAUGCACCAGAAUAUCUUGAAGUAAAAAAAUCAUCCACAUCUAUCAUUGUGGAGUGGAAAAGACCGAAAGUUUUAAAUGGAGUUAUCACAAAAGUUCUUCUCAUUUAUAUGUUUAACAUUAGUAACAAUUUAAGUAAUAUCACUAAAAAAGAAAUAAAUGAUUCUUCUCCAUACGAAAUAGUUGGUUUGCUUCCUAAUACAUUGUAUAAAAUCAGUAUAAAAUACAAAACAGUAGUUUAUGGAAAUGCAGCUACCAUAUUUGCUAAAACUGAAUUUGGAGAGCCUCAAAUAGCACCUGAAGGGUUUUCAAUUUAUAAUCGAACAGCUUCAACAGUUUAUCUCAAAUGGCAAGAAGUUCCUCUGUAUUUGAGUGGAGGAGGUCUUACUGGUUACUCUCUUGUUUUCCAACCAUUCAAAACUUUAUUUGUUAACACCUCUUUUUCUUUUCUUAUUGAAAAUGAAAUAGGAACUUUAGCGACAAAUUUAAAUCCUUUUACUAACUAUUCUGUUAUAUUGAGAGCUGUCACUAAUCAAUUUAAAGGACCACCUGCUCAGCUAUCGUUUUCUACACUCGAAGGAGUACCCUCUGCUCCACAAAAACUCGAAUUUUCAUCAGAGGUUAACGAGGAUGAUAUAUUUACUCCAAAAGUUAUUAUUACGUGGCAUCCUCCAACAUUUUGUAAUGGAAUCCUAACAGAAUAUCUAAUUAGCUUUUGGAAAAAAUAUUUAUGCACAAAACGUUUGUGCACACGUGAAAAACAUUUUUCUAAAAAGAACACUGAAAAUGGUACAAUUAACGAUGCUAAAGCAAUCCGUCAUCAUCUUAUUCUUCAAAAGUUAGAUUCAUACAGUGUGUAUGAGUUUGAAGUUCAAGAAAAAACUGGGGGAGGUUGGGGUGAAUCAUCCACAACAUUAAUACGAACAAAACCAGGCAAAGCAACUCCACCUGUUGGUUUAACCAUGACUACAUCGAGUCACAAUUCAAUUACAUUAUCAUGGUCUCCACCUGAACAUGUUAAUGGAGAUAUAUUGUUUUAUGAAGUUAAUUUAUUUUCCAGUAACAAUGAAUUAGUUAGAACAAUCCGGCAUCGUGUUUCUGAGCUGCUAGAAAACUCAGAAGAAAAAACCAUUCUUGAUAUAACACAGCUAAAAAGUGAAACUCAAUAUAUUGUGAAGGUUGCUGCUAACAAUGAAUACACUGGUUCUUAUAGUGAGCUGAUUAUUUCUACCCAAAAAACUCCUUCAAUCUUAGAUAAACCAUGGAUGUUUGCUUUGAUUGGUUUCUUAGCCAUUGUUUUACUGGCCGCCCUCAUUAUGAUUGUUAUACUUGUAUCAAGAAGACAGAAUAAAUACAAAAAUGUACGAACAGAUGAUAUUGAAAUUGAUAUGUGCAUACGUAGUAAACCAAUUAUGAAAGAUUUUCUGAAAGAAUAUUGCGUUCAGCAACAUGCAAACAGUGAUCAUGGUUUUCAACAAGAAUACGAGUUGUUAAAAUCAUAUCCACAUAAUUUUACAUGGGAACACAGCCAGAUGCCUUAUAAUCAACCCAAAAACAGAUACAGCAAUAUAGUAGCAUAUGAUCACUCAAGAGUUAUAUUGUCUGAACUGAAUAAUGAUGCAAGUACAACAUAUAUCAAUGCAAGUUAUAUUGAUGGUUAUAAAAAACCAAAGGCUUUUAUUGCUACCCAAGGUCCAUUGCCAGAGACUGUGAUUGACUUUUGGAGAAUGAUAUGGGAAACAGAAAGUUCAAUAAUAGUUAUGCUUACGAACCUUGUUGAAGAUAGCAGGAUAAAGUGUGAGCAAUAUUGGCCAGAAGGAAAAGGACUUCAAUAUAAAGACAUUGUUGUUACUGUUGAUUCAGUUCGUGAAAUGACUGACUACACUGUCAGAAUAUUUACUUUGCAAAAGUUUAAAUGUCCAGAACUUGGUACACGUCAAGUGCGACAGUAUCAUUUUACCACAUGGCCUGACCAUGGUGUUCCAUCUCAUCCUACAUCAGUUCUUUCCUUUACACGUCAUGUAAUGAGUUACAUGGAUACUUUGCCUCGUGCUGAAUGUGUUGUUCAUUGCUCGGCUGGUGUUGGGCGUACUGGAACAUUUAUUGCUAUUGAAAUAGGUUUACGCCAACUUGAAGCAGAAAAUAAAGUUGAUGUAUUUGGCUCAGUAUUUGCAAUGAGAGCACAACGAAAUUUUAUGGUGCAGACAGAGCUUCAAUACACUUUUAUAUACGAUGCCUUGUUAGACAGUGUUGUAUGCGGAAAUACAGAGAUUGCUCCAGCUGAUCUGCCUGCCAAAAUAAGGUUUCUUAAUGAACAAGAUCCUGAAACUAAUGCAUCAAAUUUUGCUUCUGAGUUUAAACGAUUAGAAUCUGGAAUUGCACCAGGUGAUUCUAACCAAUAUACUGAUGCUGCUCAUCAUGAAAAUAAGCAGAAAAACAGAUACCUAAAUAUAUUACCAUAUGACAAAAACAGAGUUAGACUUAUUCCAAUUGCUGGCAGUCGACAAUCUGAUUAUAUCAAUGCAAGCGUAAUCGAUGGUUUUCAGCAAAAAAAUGCUUUUAUUGCAGCUCAAGCUCCCCUUGAGAAUACAGUGAAAGACUUUUGGCGAAUGAUUUUAGAGAAGAAAAUUCAAACUAUUGUUAUGCUUACAAAACUGGAAGAAAAGGGACAGGAAAAGUGUUAUUUGUACUGGCCUCAGGCUGGCUCAGUUGCUUAUGGCUCAGUAAGUGUCGAGCUCUUGAAUGUGAAAAAAGAUGAUGAUUAUUUGGUGACUCAUGAGUUGCGGCUAACUAAUCAAGAGACUGGUCGAUCUUGGAUCAUUACACAUUUUUGGUUCUUGGGAUGGCCUGACUAUGGUUCUCCAGAAUCUGGCUCAGAGCUUAUACAACUUAUCGGCUCAGUUCAAAAAUCAAAAAAAUCAACUUUAGAAUCUGGACCCAUACUUGUACAUUGCAGUGGUGGAGUUGGGCGUACAGGUGUUCUCAUGGCUGUUAUGAAUUCUAUUGAACGGCUAAAAGUAAAGGGUGUUGUUGACAUUUUUCAAACUAUUCGAGCUUUAAGAUUACAAAGAACAGCAAUGGUUCAAACUGUGGAUCAAUACAUGUUUUGUUAUCAAGCUUUAAAAGAUUACCUUGACUCGUUUGAUUUGAUUGCUGUUGCUAAAUGUUAAUUUUUAAUAUACUUAAUAAAAUUAAAAAAAAAAAAACUGAUUACAAAAGAAUUUACCACUAUCGUUGAACUAAUGGUCAGAAUAAUGUAAGAAUGAAUUCAAUGUUGAAUAAUCUUGUCCUAUAUUAUUUUACAAACUUUAAUUACGACAAGGUAUUUAAGUACUGCUAAAAAAAAAGGAACACAGAAGAUUAAGAACUAGACGAUAUGUUUGGUUAGUUAGAAAUCGAUAAAAGAUUAUAAAAUAACUAAAUAA